UAAAAACCUAGUGUUAAACCUCCCCUGCACUCAUUGCCUCUCAAAUCCUUGUUCUCAUUUUUCUGGCAACUCAAACACAGAAACGAUGACUACUUCAGAUGCAGAUCAAGAACCAAAGCAACUCCAUGUUCUACUAGUAGUUAUCUUACAAGCUCACAUCAAUCCCAUGCUGAGGUUCGCAAGGUGCUUAGCUUCUAAACGCGUCCACGUCACUCUCGCCGCCACCGAAACCGUCAGAAACCACUUGCUCCACCGCACCAACCUCUCCACCGCCCCAACCAAACACUCCAUGAUUGAGUUCGAGUUCUUUUCCGACGGCCUCACCGCCGAGUUCGACCGCGACAAAAGCGCCGAGACCUUCGCCGCCCUCCAAGCCGUCAGCGCCAAAAAUCUCUCCGUACUCAUCAACAACUUCUCCACCAAGAAAUCGAAACUCUCUUGCAUCGUCUUCAACCCCUUCGCUCCAUGGGUCGCCGAUGUGGCCGCGGAGCACGGAAUCCCCUGCGCAUUGCUCUGGAACCAAGCCUGUUCGAUCUUCUCCAUCAACUACCGCUACUACAAGAACUUACUAAACCCUUUUGAGUUCAUGGAGUGUCCGGGAAUUCCAAAUCUUCAAGUCAGCGAUCUUCCGAGCACUAUACUUCCUUCAACUCCUGUUCACUUCAAGAAACUCAUCUCCGAUUCGGCUCGCUGCGCCGAGAAGGCGAGCUGGGUGCUGGGGAACUCAUUUUACGAGCUUGAAAGAGAGAUCAUAGACUCGAUGGAGAGUCUGGUUCCGAUACGGCCAAUCGGGCCGUUGGUCUCUCCAUUUCUACUGGGAAAGAGCGAUGCAGAUGAUGAGAGUUCAGAUUCUGUUGAUGUGUGGGAAGCUGAAGAGUCGUGCAUAGAGUGGCUGGACAAGCAGAGGCCUUGCUCUGUUAUUUUCGUCUCGUUUGGACGAGUGACUGUGUUGUCGCAGAAGCAGAUUGAUAAUAUCUCCACGGCGUUGAAGAACAGUGGCAGGCCGUUUCUCUGGUCUUUGAAGCCGCCGGCGGAAGGUUCUACGAGGGAUUCCGGCGAACUGUCACGUGAGUUCUUGGAAGAGACCAAAGAGAAGGGAAUGGUGGUCACAUGGUGCUCACAGGAGAAAGUGCUAAAGCACAAGGCCGUCGCAUGUUUUAUGACUCACGGCGGGUGGAACUCGUCCCUUGAGACGGUGAUAUCAGGAGUGCCCGUGAUAGUUUAUCCGGAGUGGACAGACCAGCCAACAAAUGCCAAGCUUUUAAGUGAUGUAUUCAAGGUGGGUGUGAGGGUUAGGAUCAAUGGUGACGAAGAAGAUGGAGUUGUUAGCACAGACGAAGUUGAAAGAUGCAUCGAGGAGGUUACUGAGGGGCCGAGGGCAUCAGAAAUGAAGAAAAGGGCCAUGGAGUUGAAGGAAGCAGCAAACGAAGCAUUGGAGGUUGGUGGCUCUUCUGACCAGAAUAUUGAUAAAUUCAUCGAGGACAUUUCUACAAGAUCAGUCUGUAACACUAAACAAUGA
Messenger RNA from Fragaria vesca subsp. vesca, 1519 nucleotides. RefSeq names its product UDP-glycosyltransferase 84B2-like. Gene Ontology annotation, molecular function: UDP-glycosyltransferase activity. The coding region runs from base 86 to 1519 and encodes 477 amino acids. The transcript is spliced from 2 exons. The record is from RefSeq and is a predicted model, not a curated record. NCBI's taxonomy places the organism in Eukaryota, Viridiplantae, Streptophyta, Magnoliopsida, Rosales, Rosaceae.